Messenger RNA from Oncorhynchus gorbuscha (pink salmon), 3038 nucleotides. RefSeq names its product CMP-N-acetylneuraminate-beta-galactosamide-alpha-2,3-sialyltransferase 4-like. The record is from RefSeq and is a predicted model, not a curated record. Gene Ontology annotation, biological process: glycolipid biosynthetic process. Lineage: Eukaryota; Metazoa; Chordata; Actinopteri; Salmoniformes; Salmonidae. Bases 389 to 1210 code for a protein of 273 amino acids. The transcript is spliced from 11 exons. Gene Ontology annotation, molecular function: sialyltransferase activity.
GGACUGUGCAAUCUGCCUGCGGAGAUGGCAGCCAUGUAGAUUAUUGCCAACCAAUUAUUAUUUUGCUAUGGAAAAUGUAUUUACUUCUCAAAUGUGGUAUGUGGCCAUAUGUUUUCAAGUCGUGUAGGACUAAUCAAUGAAAGGGAUACCACGGCGCCUCCCACUCGGUGCAUAAAAACGCCUAUUUCUUGCAUCUCAAAGACAGCGUUUAACGUUACUAACGUUAGUUUACUUGCCUACUAUAUUCUGUUUGUGCUUCGGAUUGCCAAAUGUGUUAACUACAUUGCUGGGAGGAACCCAGAGUCAACAUAUCCACCCUUUAAAGGACAUGGAGAAAGGGUAACAUCAUGUGCAGUACAGAGAUGAGAGGGCGAAGGAGCAUGUGAAGAUGUCCCUAAAGACUGCUAAAAGAUGGUGCUUUAGACUGUUCGCUGUUGUACUGUUCUUAGUCUCCUACUACUGCUCCCACGUUUUCAUUCAGAGUUAUGGAGGCACCAGCAAGUCUCCUUUGACUCCUAGCAAGUCACUGUGUGGCGGCUGGCUAAAGCAGAAGAAGUGGGAGAGCCUCAAUUUUAACAUUAGCAGACAAACAGAGCUCUUCUUCAAACUGGAUGAUUUCUUCUGGCGACAACAUCAGUCCACAUUAGCGUUGCCCUACGGUAUUAAAGGAAGUGAGUUACUGCUGCUGAGAGUGUUAGCCAUUAUUGCCAAUUACAAAAUGCCGGCCAGCAUUGAUCGUCUAGACUGCAGAACAUGUGCAGUCAUAGGAAAUGGGUUUGCCAUUAAAAACAGCUCCUUGGGGGGCGUCAUCAACGAGUAUGAUGUGGUGAUCCGGCUGAAUGAUGCCCCUGUCAGAGGUUAUGAGGAUGAUGUGGGGAACAAGACCACUAUGCGUCUCUUCUACCCUGAGUCGGCCUCCUACAACCCCAGCAUGCACAACGACCCCGACACCCUUAUGGUCCUUGUGCCUUUCAAACAGCAGGACCUCCGCUGGCUCAAAGAGAUCCUGUACGACGAGAAGAGGGUGAGGAAAGGUUUCUGGAAGCCCCCUCCACAGAUCUGGCUGGGCAGGACCAGUCGCAUCCGGGUGCUGGACCCUCACUUCCUGCAUAGGACAGCCAGCAGUCUGCUACAAAUCCCACUUCAACCAAAGAGCAAACAGCGAGCCCCUGUGUCAGAGACUGAGGCUGUGCACUCUUUGGACUGCUGAAAUGCAAACACAACUGGCUGGUGUCUGUGCCGAGGAACAGUGGGAAAGUCCUGCAGGCGAUCAGCGGGGCAGCCCGAGCAUAGCACUCCUCCAUCUGCGUGGCCCUACAGGCAAGAUGAGCUCAACCUUGGCUGGCUGUCUCCUGGCUGGCUGGGUGUCUGGCUGGAGGGCGUAGGCUGUUUACUCUGAGCGAGAACAGGAACAGGAACCAUGCCGAGCACUCGACCCUGGCCCCUUUGCCCUCAUUUCCCUCUCCCCUGUCACUUUCCUAGGUCACGGGCCCGACCGCAGCCCCAAAUCCCCAAUGCCAAACUCUCACCCCCUCCCUCUGGCUGCCAUGUUGGCAGUCAUCCACAUGCCCUGUGAGAAGGCAGCAGCAGCAGGCAGUCCCCCUGGUUACAAUACAGAGGCUGACUGAGCUGAGGAGAGCUAGAGGGCUAACUAAUGCCCCUGUCGGUCAAACAGCCCCCACCGCCACCCCCUUCCAAAACAAAGGUCCGACUCCCACCAAUCUGGUCUGUUUGGCGAACAGCAGUGACAAUAUUCACCUCACCAAGGCUCCAUGGGCCAAUGUCCAAACUAUGCGAGGCACUACAGAAGUUGGAGCGCUCGGUGACCGACCACAUGAGACUAAUGCACACAGAAUGUCAGAUUUAGCAGAGCCAGGCUCAGGAAGAAAAGGCACUUAUGCUAAGUGCAUUAGGAACCAGGUUUGGAGGAAUGUCUCGUACAGUGUGAUGAAGAGAGGAGAAGCACAGGUUUGAGAACUUGGUUUCUCCAGUUUCUCUCUCCUUAGGGCACAAGUAAUGGCUGUCCAGGUCAGACAGCAUGCUUGUAAAGCCCUGCAGGAUUCACUGACUGACUCACUCACUGACUCACUGACUGACUGACUCACUCACUCACUCACUCACUCACUCACUCACUCACUCACUCACUCACUCACUCACUCACUCACUCACUCACUCACUCACUCACUCACUCACAUUUACCUUGGAAAGGCUCCUGCACUCAGUAUUGGCCAUUUUGAAGGUUUUAGGUAUUGUUGUUUUAUUUGUAUUUUAUUUGGCUGAUUUAUACUGCAGACCCACAGCACCUCAGUAGGGUUUUAUUGGAAGGAAUUGAGAAAGCAGUAGGCGGGAAUAAUGUGCCUGAACAAGAAGCUUCCUUGGAAAUGGUGGGUAGAUGAGUAAACCAAGGUUAAUGAUUACAUGGAACAGGUAAGGGAGAGGCGGGUAAGUUGAGCCAAAGGGAUAAGUUAAGUCACCCCAUCAUUUCAGUCUGUGAAGGAAGAAACCACAUGGAAAAAGUGGUAAACAACUUAGGGCCAAAAAACGGAUUUUCACCAAGUCAAAUGAAUUUAAUAUAUAAUAAUAUAUGCCAUUUAGCAGACGCUUUUAUCCAAAGCGACUUACAGUCAUGGGUGCAUACAUUCUACGUAUGGGUGGUCCCGGGGAUUGAACCCACUACCCUGGCGUUACAAGCGCCAUGCUCUACCAACUGAGCUACAGAAGGACCUAUUGUGUUAGAGGUUUCACGAUGCUUGUAUCUAAACCAAAGUAGAUACUUUUAAAGAUUGUUCUUAAAGGCAUUAUCUCUGGAAUCAAAUCAAAUGCUAUUUGUCAAAUGCGCCGAAUACAACAUACCUUAUAGUGAAAUGCUUACUUACAAGCCCUUAAGAACAAUGCAGUUUGAAGAAAAAUGCCUAAAAAAAGUAUACAUAAAAUAACAAAUAAUUUAGAGAGCAGCAGUAGAAUAACAAUAGCGAGGCUAUAUACAGGGGGUACCGGUACAGAGUCAAUAUGCGGGGGCACAGGAUAGUUGAGGUAAU